CGCUACGGGCUGAAAACUAAACCGAGAUGGAAUAUCCCAGUCUGAACCGGUUUCAACCGGUCUUGGGUUUGUUUGAUGCACGAGCUGAGAGAAGAGCUGGUUUCCAACAGACUCUUUCAAGGCUUUUACGUGUUUUUUUGUUUGUUUGUUUGUUUUUAUUUUCCUGACAUAGAUCCAACAAUAAACUAACGUCCUGCUUUAAUUUGUGAUUGAGACCAGGGAAUGCUAGCUAGCAAGAUAGCAUAGCAACUCCAGGCAUUAUAAUCAGUGACAUUAGCUAGCUAGCUAGUUAGCACUUAGGCUAAGUUGUACCAGGGGUCACGCGAGCUGUCUCUGGACUCGGAUUAAUCGCUAGAGUGUUAGCUAACUAGUUAGCAUUGUUUUUUUAUUUUUUUUUUAUUUUAAAUAUUUAAUGUAUAUGAUUAGUUCGCUCUGGUAAAAUUAAAAAUCAACUCGCUAGCUAUUUAACUAGCCAGUUAUCAUCACGUUGCCCGUGUGCAUCCAGUUCAAUGGUUAUGUUCGUUAGCUAGCAGCUAGCAUAUUGCUAACGCGUCAUCAUGAGAUAAACGCAGUGCUGUAACUUGCGGUUUAUUUGAAUUUUGCAGUUUUAAAGCGUUAGCGAGUUUAAGCAGCCACAAUCCUGAACAUCAUUUCAACGCAAAGAGGAGUGUUUAAAAAAAAAAGCAGCUCUAUGCCAGCAGAUAUGACAAUGUUAGCGGACCAUACAGCCCGGCAGCUGCUGGACUUCUCUCAGAAGCUGGACAUCAACCUGCUCGACAACGUGGUCAACUCCAUGUACUACGACGUCGGCUCUCAGCAACGGCUGGCACAGGAAGUCCUGACUAACUUGAAGGAUCACCCGGAUGCAUGGACCAGAGUGGACACCAUCUUGGAGUUCUCUCAGAACAUGAAGACCAAAUACUACGCCCUUCAGAUUCUGGAAACUGUCAUUAAAACACGCUGGAAAAUUCUCCCGAGAAACCAGUGUGAAGGAAUUAAGAAAUACGUCGUGGGGCUGAUUAUCAAGACGUCCUCAGAUCCUUCUGUGGUCGAGAAAGAGGGAGUUUACCUGGCAAAGCUGAAUAUGAUCUUGGUGCAGAUCCUGAAGCAGGAGUGGCCGAAGCACUGGCCCACGUUCAUCAGCGACAUUGUGGGAGCGAGUCGCACGAGCGAGAGCCUCUGCCAGAACAACAUGAUCAUCCUGAAGCUGCUCAGCGAGGAGGUGUUCGACUUCUCCAGUGGACAGAUGACUCAGGUCAAAGCCAAGCACCUGAAAGACAGUAUGUGCAACGAGUUCUCCCAGAUUUUUCAGCUCUGCCAGUUUGUCAUGGAAAAUUCCCAGAAUGCUCCACUGGUCCAUGCCACGUUGGAGACCCUCCUGCGCUUCCUGAACUGGAUUCCACUGGGCUACAUUUUUGAGACCAAACUCAUCAGCACCCUGGUUUACAAGUUUCUGAACGUUCCGAUGUUUCGAAACGUGACUCUGAAGUGUCUGACGGAAAUCGCCGGCGUCAGCGUCAAUCAGUACGAGGAGCAGUUCGUCAGCCUCUUCACUCUAACCAUGAUGCAGCUCAAACAGAUGCUGCCUUUGAACAUGAACAUCCGCAUGGCGUACUCGAACGGGAAAGAUGACGAGCAGAACUUCAUCCAGAACCUCAGCUUGUUCCUGUGCACCUUCCUCAAAGAGCACGGGCAGCUGAUUGAGAAGAGGCCCAACCUCCGGGAAACGCUCAUGGAGGCUCUCCACUACAUGCUGCUUGUCUCUGAGGUGGAGGAGACGGAGAUCUUUAAGAUCUGUCUGGAGUACUGGAACCACCUGGCAGCCGAGCUGUACAGAGAGAGUCCGUUCAGCACUUCCACCUCACCGCUGCUCUCCGGCAGCCAGCAUUUUGACGUGCCUCCACGCAGACACCUCUACCUGCCCGUACUCUCCAAGGUGCGUCUCCUGAUGGUGAGCCGCAUGGCUAAACCGGAGGAGGUGCUGGUGGUGGAGAACGAUCAGGGUGAAGUGGUGAGGGAGUUCAUGAAGGACACCGACUCGAUCAACCUCUACAAGAACAUGAGAGAGACUCUCGUGUACCUGACCCAUUUGGACUAUGCGGAUACGGAGAGGAUCAUGACGGAGAAGCUCCAUAACCAGGUGAACGGGACGGAGUGGUCCUGGAGGAACCUGAACACGCUGUGCUGGGCCAUCGGCUCCAUCAGCGGAGCCAUGCACGAGGAGGACGAGAAACGGUUCCUCGUCACAGUCAUUAAGGACCUGCUGGGGCUGUGCGAGCAGAAGAGGGGGAAAGACAACAAGGCCAUCAUCGCCUCCAACAUCAUGUACAUUGUAGGGCAGUACCCACGGUUCCUCCGCGCCCACUGGAAGUUCCUCAAGACGGUUGUCAACAAGCUCUUCGAGUUCAUGCACGAGACGCAUGACGGCGUGCAGGACAUGGCGUGUGACACGUUCAUCAAGAUCGCUCAGAAGUGCAGGAGGCACUUUGUUCAGGUGCAGGUCGGGGAGGUCAUGCCCUUCAUCGACGAGAUCCUGAACAACAUCAACACCAUCAUCUGCGACCUGCAGCCGCAGCAGGUGCAUACGUUCUACGAGGCUGUAGGCUACAUGAUCGGCGCUCAGACAGACCAGGCAGUGCAGGAGCACCUGAUAGAGAAGUACAUGCUGCUCCCUAACCAGGUGUGGGAUAGCAUCAUCCAGCAGGCCACCAAGAACGUGGACAUCCUGAAGGACCCGGAGACGGUGCGUCAGCUGGGCAGCAUCCUGAAGACCAACGUGAGGGCGUGUAAGGCCGUGGGUCACCCGUUCGUCGUGCAGCUGGGACGCAUCUAUCUAGACAUGCUCAACGUCUACAAGUGUCUGAGUGAGAACAUCUCCUCUGCCAUCCAGACCAACGGUGAGAUGGUGACAAAGCAGCCUCUAAUCAGGAGCAUGCGCACGGUGAAGAGAGAAACUCUGAAGCUCAUCUCUGGCUGGGUCAGCCGUUCCAACGAUCCCCAGAUGGUCGGGGAGAACUUUGUUCCCCCUCUGCUCGAGGCCGUGCUGAUCGACUAUCAGCGGAACGUCCCUGCCGCUCGAGAGCCUGAAGUGCUCAGCACCAUGGCAACCAUCGUCAACAAGCUCGCAGCCCACAUUACUGUGGAAAUCCCCAAGAUUUUCGAUGCUGUAUUUGAGUGCACCUUAAACAUGAUCAACAAGGACUUUGAGGAGUUCCCAGAGCACAGGACAAACUUCUUCUACCUGCUGCAGGCGGUGAACUCGCACUGCUUCCCCGCUUUUCUGUCCAUCCCGCCGGCGCAGUUCAAACUGGUGCUGGACUCCAUCAUCUGGGCGUUUAAGCACACCAUGAGGAACGUAGCUGACACGGGUCUGCAGAUUCUGUACACGUUGCUGCAGAACGUGGCCCAGGAAGAAGCUGCAGCUCAGAGCUUCUAUCAGACGUACUUCUGCGACAUCCUGCAGCACAUCUUCUCCGUCGUCACCGAUACGUCCCACACGGCGGGUUUGACGAUGCACGCCUCCAUCCUGGCCUACAUGUUUAACCUAGUUGAGGAGGGCAAAAUCAGCAUAACCCUGAACACAGGCACCCCCAUCAACAACCAGGUCUACGUACAGGAAUAUGUGGCCAACCUGCUGAAAACUGCCUUCCCACACCUACAAGACGCGCAGGUGAAAGUAUUCGUAACCGGUCUGUUCAGCUUAAAUCAGGAUAUUCCUGCGUUCAAAGAGCACCUUCGGGACUUCCUGGUGCAGAUAAAGGAGUUUGCCGGUGAGGACACCAGCGAUCUGUUCCUGGAGGAGCGAGAGACGUCGCUGCGUCAGGCUCAGGAGGAGAAACACAAACUCCAGAUGUCCGUGCCGGGAAUCCUCAAUCCUCACGAACUCCCAGAGGAAAUGUGCGACUGAGCUUCGCGCGCGCUGGGGCGUCUUUUCGGACGCAGGAAAGAACGAAUCGUGAACAAAAGAGCGUGUGUAUGCGCGUGUGUGUGUGUGUGUGUGUGUGUGUGUGUGUGUGUGUGUGUGUGUGUGUGUGUGUGUGUACAUACAGAGAUUUUGCAGUAGGAUGAAGAUGGAAGAGGAGUGUAAAUUUCAACCAAAUCAACUCCCAAAUGUCCAUCACUCAGUCCAUCCAAGUCCCCGCCCACUUUUCCCCUCUUUUCUUUUCUUUUUUUUUUUUUUUUUUUUUUUUUUGGAGUGUGUUUUAUAAGGAGAGAACUGAUGCACUGUAAAUAUUCCCAUGUUAAUCAGUUGUGUUGGGUUUCUUUUAGUUUCAUCUCACAGAAUAACAUGUUCACACAAGUUCACAUAUUUGAGGACGCCUCCCAUCAACUCUUCUCAUCCGUUUGUUAAUUUGUAAAAUAGAUUAAUUAACGCAGGUUAAUGAAGAGAUGGACGGAAGAGGACUGACCCACAGGAAGAGGAACGGCCUUCUCCUGACUGGCACAGCAAUUUGAAUGUGAUGGUUGAUUUGCAGAACUGAAAGAUGCUGCUCUUUUUCUUUUCUUUUUGCUUUAUAUUGUCUUUUACAUUUUUUUUUUUCUUCAGUUUUGCUUACGUUUUGUUUUGGGCUUAUGUUUUUGGGUUGUGUUUUUUUUUUUUUGGCGUGUUUGGGGGGGGGGGAAGGGAUGCGGCUCUGUUCCGGUUCUCGCUCUGCGUUUGUUCAGAAUGAUACGGACUCGAAGCAGAUAUUGCCAACGGCGAUGAAGGGUUUGUUCAUAUCGUCCUGUUUAUAACACUGUCUUAGUACUACGGGAACAUAAAGUUGGAUAUUUUUACAAAAAAACAA
Pangasianodon hypophthalmus (striped catfish) is the source of this 4787-nucleotide messenger RNA. It is a transcript of the gene xpo1a, whose product is annotated as exportin 1 (CRM1 homolog, yeast) a. Gene Ontology annotation, molecular function: small GTPase binding; nuclear export signal receptor activity. The transcript is spliced from 25 exons. Gene Ontology annotation, biological process: ribosomal large subunit export from nucleus; ribosomal small subunit export from nucleus; protein export from nucleus. The record is from RefSeq and is a predicted model, not a curated record. Bases 692 to 3907 code for a protein of 1071 amino acids. NCBI's taxonomy places the organism in Eukaryota, Metazoa, Chordata, Actinopteri, Siluriformes, Pangasiidae. Gene Ontology annotation, cellular component: cytoplasm; nucleus.